Messenger RNA from Mesorhabditis spiculigera, 273 nucleotides. The record is from the annotation of a GenBank genome assembly. Lineage: Eukaryota; Metazoa; Nematoda; Chromadorea; Rhabditida; Rhabditidae.
AUGCAAGUCUUCGCCCAACGAAACACCACCGCUGCCGAACAGAACAAUAUAAAAAAUGGCAAACGAUGUGAGGAAUGUUGUGUUUGCUACUUUUCCAAAGCUGAUAGUCACGUAAGAAAGGGACCUCAAUCGAUUGAAUCGAUAUGGCAUCGAAUGUCGUUCAUCGUCUAUUCAUCGCUUCGAAACCUAGAUGAAAUGGCAAACGAGACGAAGAAAGUCUAUGGGAGCUACUUUUCAAAACUGGUGGUCAAGGAAGUAACCAACAACUUGGGC